ACUUGAUCUCUUUCUUAAACUAUCAUUUGCUCUAACCCUCCAUCAACCUUGUGAGAACUACAACUGAGUUAUUUAGAAGAAACAUGGAAUGGCAACUCAAGCAGGCUUUGUUGAAAACGGUGGCGGUGUGGCUGCCAUUUUUUUGUAAGACAGUGUCAAAACCGUUUUUACAUGUUCCACGAAACUGAUAUGCGUACUGUUGGUUGUGAUCAUCUCGGGUUUUGUUUUUUGUGUUAUAAAAAAUUUGAGCUGGAUUAUCUCAUUGAUGGGGCACCCCCGGCACCCAGGCUCCCUUCGUCGGCACCUCAGUCCCCUAUGUACGAAGAUCUUGAACUCGGUUGGUCCUUUGAAUCCGUUGAUGAAAACGGUGGCGGUGUGGCUGUCGGUUGUUUUGUAAGACAGUGUCAAAACUGCUUUUACAUGUUCCAUGGAACUGAUAUGCGUACUGUUGGUUGUGUUCAUCUGGGGUUUUGUAUUUUGUGUUAUCAAAAAUUUGAGCUGGAUUAUAUCAUUGAUAGGGCACCCCCGACACCCAUGCUCCCUUCGUCGGUACCUCUGUCCCCUAUGUACAAAGAUCCUGAACUCGGGCGGUCCUUUGAAUCCGUUGGUGAUGCUUCAGGUAACGCCCCAGGGACGCCCCCCACUGAUCUAACUGACCAUGUUGCGCUCAGGUAUUCCGCGCGGACGGUCUGUUUGAACAAGCGUUACUUCAACGCGGAUUUUGUUGUCGGCUUGGAUUUCGGUUGGCUUGCUAAAUAGUUUUGACCAGAUGUAAAUUUUAGUUUGGGGGAUGGGUUUGCCUAUGUUCAGGGGUGGAUCGUGCUGAAUGUGACUAAUGUACCCCUAUUUUGUGUUUGGCCCCC
Messenger RNA from Cuscuta europaea, 863 nucleotides. The record is from the annotation of a GenBank genome assembly. Lineage: Eukaryota; Viridiplantae; Streptophyta; Magnoliopsida; Solanales; Convolvulaceae.